GAGAUCAAUCACUCUAAUCUAAAAUCUAAAAUUGAUCGAAUUCUAUCCCAAUUUCUAUCCCUAAUUGGGCACAUCAAAGUCAUUGAACCAAACGCAGUCGUAUCACGGGGAUUCAGUCAAUUUGCCAUCCCGGUGAAGCUUUGGGAGAAAUCCCACAUGAACUCUAGACCAAAAAUCACCAGAAAUAAUCAGAACCAGAGAUUGAAUUGAACACAAUCAGAAGAAGAAAUUAUCGAGACUGAGUGCUGUAAAUAAUGUCGUGGCUGCGAUCGGCGGUGAACAAGGCGGUGGAGGUGGGGAACAAGAACAACAUAACCCGUACAGUGAAGAACUUCUCCGACACCGUCGUUCAACACGCCGGCCAAGCUGUCGCUGAAGGCGCCAAGCUCUUCCAAGAUCGCAUUGGUAGUCGUAGUUUUAAAAGCUUCAAGCAGACUGUAAAAAGGUUGGAAGAGGCUUCUGUUUCAUGCAGGGGACGUGAGAGAGCUGAGUUGAUCAGAAGAUGGUUAGCUGUUCUAAAAGAAAUUGAAAAAUCUUCUGGUGUUACAUUUGAAGACAGAGGUACGAACAAUGAGAAGCAUCAACUUCUUGACGAGCCAAAGAGCCCGAGAAGACAGUCAAUGGUGUUGUACUAUGAUUCAGAUAUGGGUGGUGAGCCAUUGACUUUUCGUGAUGUUUUUCUGUACAGUCAGGCUUUGGAGGGAAUAUCCAUAUGUAUGAUUCUCGAAGCCCCAAACGAAGAUGAAGUUUCUUUGCUCCUCGAGCUGUUUGGUGUCUGUCUCAUGGGAGGAAAAGCAGUGCAUAAUGCAAUAGUGAGCAGCAUUCAGGAUCUUGCAAAAGCUUUUUCCAGCUACCAAGAGGAAGUACUGGUGAAGAGAGAAGAAUUGCUUCAGUUUGCUGAAGGAGCUAUCACGGGGUUGAAAGUUAAUGCGGAAAUUCAAAGAAUUGAUGCAGAAGUUUCAACACUGAAGAAACAACUUGAAUUAAGGGCAUCACAAGAUCAUGUUACUGAUGGUCAUGAGGCAAACAUUAUACAGAGCAAUGCUCCAACAAUAGAGGCUCUUAAAGAGGCACUUGCUCAUAUCAGAGUUUGUUCCAGAUUAGAAGGGCUGCUUCUGAAAAAGAAAGCUCUUAAAUAUGGAGACACAGCUGAAAUUCAUUUGCAAAAGGUUGAUAAGUUGAAAGUCUUAUCGGAAUCUCUGGCAAGCUCCUCCUCGAAAGCUGAGAAGCGCAUCUCUGAUAACAGGCUUCAGAAAGAAGAUGCAUUAAAGUUCCGCGUGAGCAAAUCCAGUGAAAUUAGUGACGUAGAAAAGGAUCUAGCAGCUGAGAUUUCUGGGCUUCAGAAACAGAAAGAGGAACUUGAAGCUCAAUUGAAAAAGGUAAAUACCUCCUUGUCUGCUGCUCAAGCUCGUCUUCACAAUGCAACGGAAGAGAGGGAUCAGUUCUUUGAAGCUAAUGAUCAAAUUGUUGCCCAUUUGAAAACUAAGGAGGACGAGCUAACAAAAUCAAUUGAUUCAUGUCGAGCAGAAGUUGAUGUUCUUGGCACGUGGAUCAAUUUCUUGGAAGAUACUUGGUCUCUUCAUUGUUCAUAUGUCGAGACUAAGGAAAAGGAAACAAUUGUCGAACUGGAGAAACAUGAAGGUUACUUCACAGACUUGGUUAUACAGCUGCUAUCUUCUUAUGAGAAACAACUGAGACCUUCUAUUGAUCGCAUUGAAAAGUACGUGAAGAACUUAAAGAGCUUAAGUGAAGGGUUAGCACUGACUUCUGAAGUGGAAAUUGUUGAUUCCGAAUUGUUGAACCCAAGGAGCAAUCUUGAGGAGGAAUACUUGGAUUAUGAAGCUAAGAUAAUAACAACUUUCAGCGUAGUGGACAACAUGAGAGAGCAAUUCUAUACCCAACAAGGAAAAAUCUCCAGUAAAGAGAAUCAGAAGGUCAAAGAGCUAUUCGACAAUAUCGAGAAGCUAAGAGCAGAAUUCGAAUCCAUCGAGAGACCAACUUUAGAAAUGGAGAAUCCCUCUAAAGAGAUAGAGUCGUCUUCCGGUGAAAAGUCACAGGACAGUGUUACAAAUUCCUCCACGGAACAAUCAGAAAAGAAACUUAUCGCUGGGAAAGUUGACGACCCUAAGCCAAUCACAAUUAAGUCGGAGCAGAUGCUGGACCCCGAAGCAGAAUUGGCAAAACUGGAGUCGGAAUUCGGUAACAUAAAUCAGGAUUACUCUACGGAAGAAAUUGGUGGGUGGGAAUUCGACGAGCUCGAGAGGGAGUUAAGAUCUGAUGAUUCUCCGAAAAAAUAGAUUUGAAGCAAUUAUUCAAGAUUGAAUGAUGUGUGGGUUUCUCACGAACAAUUACCGGUUUGUAGAAUUUAAGUUAUGAUUUUGAGCUCCUCGAGUGUAUUUUUGUCGUAGGAGUUCAUUGUAAUGUAUUUCGUUUUUCAACUUAAUUUGUUGUUGAGUAAAUUCUCUAAACUUAGGUGGUACUGUCUAUGCUACAAACACAUGUAAAAUUAGAGUUGAUGUGUGGACUGGAUUCAGCAUGUAUCAAAGAUGUGAAUUGUCUUGUGAAACACAUUUAA
Messenger RNA from Erythranthe guttata (spotted monkey flower), 2575 nucleotides. RefSeq lists its product as uncharacterized. NCBI's taxonomy places the organism in Eukaryota, Viridiplantae, Streptophyta, Magnoliopsida, Lamiales, Phrymaceae. The record is from RefSeq and is a predicted model, not a curated record.